AUGAGAAACCAUGUGAGAAAAAUUGAUAAUAGCUUUAUCCAAAGUCAUGUUAUUGACGAGGCAAUGCAAUAUGGUAUUAGUCAGAGCGAUUACAUUUACACAAAUCAAGUAAAAUUAUACGCAACUGAUUAUAUCGUACAAAAAUGGAUUAACAAAGUGAAAAAAGAUGAGGGAUACAAUAGCGAGCGUUCUAUGACUUUUUCUCCACCACCAUCGUUCAGCAGUUUAUAUGAACAGGAAAAUCUAUCAUUAGUCUCGCCCUUGUCCCCGCCAGCACAAGAGAGCUACCUCGAGAACAACCAGGAAGGCUUUUCGGAAAACGAUGGACCAUUUGGACCACAAUAUAAUUAA
Messenger RNA from Macrosiphum euphorbiae (potato aphid), 351 nucleotides. NCBI's taxonomy places the organism in Eukaryota, Metazoa, Arthropoda, Insecta, Hemiptera, Aphididae. The record is from the annotation of a GenBank genome assembly.